Molecule: messenger RNA, 2714 nt
Organism: Nematolebias whitei (Rio pearlfish)
Lineage: Eukaryota; Metazoa; Chordata; Actinopteri; Cyprinodontiformes; Rivulidae
Product: protein Shroom2
Biological process (GO): actin filament organization
Cellular component (GO): apical junction complex; cortical actin cytoskeleton; adherens junction
Molecular function (GO): actin filament binding
Source: RefSeq, a predicted model, not a curated record
GUUCUCUGACUGUGCUUCAGGCCAAGUGGCAGAAAAGCGAGCAGAGUUUGAAAAUUACCCAGCCCCACCCGCUCCACCCGCUCCACCCAGGACAGGAGCCAAACCUGACUACAGACAGGGAGCUGCUGCUGCCAUCAUGAACCACAAAUCUAUUUCUUACAGCUUCCCUGAGCCCGAUGACCACAGCUACGCAGAGCCGCCAUCAUCUGGACAGAGGAAGAGCUCUGCACUGGAGAAGCCUCCCCCCACCAGAAUCCAAGACGUCAACUCCCACGAGUCUUUCACCAGUUUCCCAAAUGACGUGUUUGCUCACCGCUCUGCUAACUUCGAACCUAACUCCGCUUUUCAUCCCAUCUACUCUGCAAAAGGAGAUCCUGAGCAGCGCAAAGGACAAGGGACAGUCAAUCAUCAAUCGCCUCCCAAUCCUCCGUCUCCCCCAGCUUUCCCCUACAGACCUGCCAGGCACUACAGCAUGGAGGGGCAGCGCUCUCCCUCUCCACACUUCUCUCCACAGAGACUCAGCAACAAGCCUCCUGUCUCUCUUCACAACGAGGAGUCAAACAGGAUGGAACAGAUUAUAGCAAACCAAAAUACUUCAGUAAGAAAAGUGCCCAUCAGGAUUGUGCAUUCAGAGGGAAGUGUAGAAAAGAAGAACUCUCCAUUUUUGCAGCAAAGUGACCUCCCACUUAUUGAGUCUAAGGGGCAUGAUGUGGCCAGGCUCAGCAGUCUUCGAGCUCUGGGUCAGGACUCGGUCUUCUCUGUCUUUACCAGUCAGAAGGAGCCUGACGAAACUGCAGGUUCUCACAUGCAGCAGAGAGACGUGUACAUGACCACAGUGGGGGAUUACUCCACCUCUAACAGCCAGCAGCUGCUGCUGACCACAGAUGAGCCCAGCAGAAAGCGAGAAACCACAGGUCUGGCUGAGCAGGAGGACCAGAAAAGGGAUGUGCUGGCCCGGGACAUCAUGUGGAAGGAUAAAUCACUGGUUGAUAUUCUGGAUCAGAGCAAGAUGAAGACAACAAUGGACUUGAUGGAGGGGAUUUUUCCUCAGGGGGAGCAGCUGUUGGAAGGAGGUCAUCAGCGCAAAAAGGUGCAGCCAAAACAGGCAGACUCCAGGCCUGCAGAGGACAGGGAAAAGGAGGACAGUAUGGCAGUAGCUGUCGCCAUGAUGACCAGUUCCACUUAUUACAGCACAUCAGCUCCCAAAGCUGAGCUUCUGAUCAAAAUGAAAGACAUGCAGGAUCAGAACGAGGAUGACUCUGAAGAUGAACUGGACAUGGAUUUGGCCAACAAAAAGCAAGAGCUGAUCGACAGUCUCAGUAAGAAGCUUCAGGUGUUGCGAGAAGCUAAGGAGAGUCUUCUGGAGGACAUCCUGGACAACAACACCCUGGGAAACGAGGUGGAGGUCCGUGUCCAGCAGAUCUGCAAACCAAAUGAGCUGGAGAAGUUCCGGAUGUUCGUGGGAGAUUUGGAUAAGGUGGUGAGCCUACUGCUGUCGCUCUCGGGUCGUCUGGCCAGAGUGGAGAAUGCUCUCGACAGUCUGGAGGAGGAUGCUACUUCUGAGGAGAGACGUACGUUGAUUGAGAAGAGGAAGCUGCUAAUCCGACAGCACGAAGAUGCAAAGGAGCUGAAGGAGAACCUGGACCGUCGCGAGCAGGUGGUUUAUGAUAUCUUAUCCAGCUACCUGCCAGAGGACAGCCUCGCAGACUAUGAACACUUUGUGAAGAUGAAGUCUGCGCUCAUCAUCGAGCAACGCAAACUGGAGGAUAAAAUCAAACUUGGUGAGGAGCAGCUGAAAUGUCUGACGGACAGCCUGCCCUUAGAGCAGAGGCUGGCUCUGUGAAGUGGAUGGACACUGCUUGGAUGCAACAACCCUGACUCAGGAGUCUGAUCGUGUGGUUCCGUUCAAAAUUAUGGCCAGCAGAGGGAGACAAAGAUCAGAAGCUAUAGAAAAUACUCUUCAUUGUUUUUUCUUUUGUGCUUCCUGUUUUCUGGACCAGUUGGGGAUGGAGGAAGAUGCUACUCCUUUUCCACCAUUUAAACUGGUACAAUUUUUCAGGAGCUCCAUUUUUGAAAGAUGCUGGGGUUUUUCUUGUAUCACCCAACAGCUGCAUCUAUACCAUUCUGAACGCCAUUUUUACUUUCUUGGCUUUUCUAGUAAUUUAUUAUAGACUUUUGAAUCUGCAAAACAACGGGACAGUAUUUUGUCAUCCGCUGAUCGGAGCAGCCACACUACUUAAUAUGUUAGUUGCUGUAUGAGUAUUUAUCAGGUUAUCCAAAUAUUUCAGUAAAGCGAACUUUGAUUCUGCAUCCAUUAACAUGUUAACUUGUGUUAUCUUCACGUUUUGUGGCGUUUCUAUGACAAACAUGAGAGGAGCAUGGACAAGUGAAGUUCAGUGUCCAGAUUAAUGCCACCUCUAGAUGUUUCUGUGCCAUUACGUGACAUCUCUGUUUAGUUGUACACGGUGAAAAUAUUGAAAUCACAGGUAAUCACUGUUGUUACUAAUGAUUUAAACAUUAAAUAUAGAUGAUCUUCUUGCAACAAAAAAAAUGAAACAAUCAUUUCAAAUCAGUUUGACUAAUUAAAAAUGGAAGCUUUCACACUUGAAGGAUUAAAUCAGACUAGCUGAAGGUGUUGGUUCCUCUCAGCUGGCAUGUCGUGUUACAGCCAGUUCACUUUCUUUAUCACUGACAACAAAUCACAUCUCAGGGCA